Molecule: messenger RNA, 4556 nt
Organism: Hyla sarda
Lineage: Eukaryota; Metazoa; Chordata; Amphibia; Anura; Hylidae
Product: death effector domain-containing protein-like
Exons: 2
Coding region: 2637-3140 (167 amino acids)
Biological process (GO): extrinsic apoptotic signaling pathway via death domain receptors; apoptotic process
Cellular component (GO): nucleolus
Molecular function (GO): DNA binding
Source: RefSeq, a predicted model, not a curated record
AGAAGUAGCGCGUGCCCCGGGAACAAGUAAUUCUAAAACCGGGGAUGGGGGAGGCAAUGGGGCAUUAUCGGUAAGGUAAUUGCCGUUACCGAUAAUGUCCAAAAUCGUGACUAUCUGUCGAUCCCUAGUAGAGAGUGGGGGCUGUUGCCCGUAACAACCAAUCAGAUUGCUUGUUUCAUUUUUAAAAAGGACUCUGAAAAAUGAAAGCCACAAUCUGGUUGUACUUUCUCUACACAGGUUUUGAUAAAUCAUCACCUAUAUAUUUAAAGGAGUUUUACUUCCAUAGACAUCUAUGAUAUUAAAGGACAAGUAUCAUGUAAAAAAAAAAAAACUUUCUGAAAGAUAGGGGAUAAGGUUUUUUUUUUUUUUUAGAUUUGGGAAGGGGGUGGUCCGAGCGCUGGGGCCCCCCCAAUCUCCUUUUUAGAGCCCCUGCCCUCCUAUACAGCGGCAUGUCAUCCCGCCCGAAGCCUUCGGCUCUCCCAUAGAACUAUGUAGAGGGGACGCGGCUGCUGGUAUAGGGGCUCUAAACAGGAAAUCGUGGGGUACCCCAUGCAGUCUAAAACUUAUCCCCUAUCCUUUUAGAAAGUUUUUUUUUUUUUGGUGAUACUUGCCUUUAAGGGCCCACCCAUCUUAUUAGAAAUGGAACCCCUGAUAUUAAGUUAGGCAGCUUAGACAUUCAGGUGGAUACGAAAAAGAGACAUUUGAGUAACGUUGACUCUAUAGUCAUUGGAUAAGGCUCAAUGCUGCCAUCUGUAUCUUGACUGACAGCUUGUGCACUUCAGAUAUAAUCAUCUGUUGAUAAAUGGAAACCGACCACUUGCUGCUGUUUACUGGUCUAUCAUUGUUCCUGUUCAGUAUUUUCCGUGCAUAAUGGUGAUGUUUUUAAACUAAACAGCCUAUGGGUCCUUCCACAGUAUGUUAACCUGUUAAGGUUAUUUGGAUGUGAAUCCAGACCUGUCAUACAGCAGAUAGUCUGCGUGUGUCCAGAAAGCAACAGAUGCUACAUUUUAUAUUUGUGUGACUAUAUAGCCAAUGCUAGUCAAGUCUAGAGCUUUAUUUUAAAAGUGAUAUUUAGCAGUUGAGUAAUUAUUUCUUCGAAACUUCGUUUUACUUCAUCCAUCUUAAUGUUUAAAAACUCAAAUUAAAAUAAACGAAUGGGUAGACAUCUGAUUCAAUUUUGUAAUUCACUAAAAAUAAUCCAUUUUUGGUAACUUUUUUUUUAAUUCCUGACUAGACCAUGUGGGACCCUCUUCAAAUCACUGCAAUGGGCCAGGCUUUUAAAAAGUGUUGUAGAAAAACAUGUCAGCUUUCUUCUAAAAUAGAGCCACUUCUUGUGUGAUGUUGCAGACUACUACUAUAGGCUACGUUCACACUAUAGAAAAAGCUCCGUUACAAAUGGACAUUAUGGCUCCUUUAUUAAGAAACCUGAAGACAUGAGAUGUGGAUUACAAAAGCUAAGGGGCAGUCUUGUCUGCCCUCACUUGCACUAUAGCAUCUUCUGUCUGAAAUCUAACCUUUAUGGAUGUCACCAGUGUAAAUUUAGAGACAAUAAAAAAUGUUAAGGCAUCAAUUUUCUUAAGGUGCUAUAGUUUGGAUUGUCUCAUUUGCAAUAAUUUUUCUUUACUCGCCAAUGUAUAUGGUAAUUAAAUGAAAACUUAGUGUAUGGUACAUUUAAAAAAAAAAGCACAAAGUUUUAUUAUCUGUUGUCAAUGUUUGUUUCAUGUACCUGUAAAAAGUCAGAUUUCGUCAUCACAGACAGGCAAGUCCUUUCAUUGCUCCCCAAGGGGAAUUUUGUAUUUGAUAUCCAUUCAAUUGGUUACUUAAUAUUACAAACGUUAUUCCACAUUCUGCUUCUGAACUCCUUUUAUAUGCAAAAAGCUAAACCGACUGUAUGAACUUUAUAGUUCAGAUGUAGCAGACGUUAUCCUGAGUAUGUUUGCCUGUUGGUGGUGGCACAUCUGAUUUGCACAAAUGGGAAAUGAGAAUGUUGAUGAUAAUGUGAAGAAAGUGUUAUACACAAUUAAAACAAUUGUUUUCUAUGUGACCAUGUAUUACAGGACAGAAAUAAGAUCUGUCUCACUGCCUGUUUGUAAGGCUACUAGACAUCAGUUAUAAAGUCCAAAUCGACCAUAUGAAUGUAUCAGAAUGUGUGAAAACAGUAUAAAGAUGUAAAAAAGGACAUUACUGUGACAGCUUUGGAAGGAUCAGUACUGGUUUAUGGCCUUACUGUGAUUAUUUGAAUGCUUUCCACAUCUGUGUGGAGACAAAUGGUUCUAUUGUUAUGCAGACAUAAUGGCGUUCCAAGCUAUACCAUACAGUUUCCAUUCCUAUUAAGUGCUUUGUAUUCUCUUCAGCCUUGUCACCACUAUGAUGCAUCCCUCGAAAUAUCUUGUCAGUCCAUGGACUCAGUACUUGUUCAGUCAGUUUUCCUAGCCUUAGCCACUUAUUUUUCACUUGCAAGGGGCAUUAACAUUAUGUUUGUGCCAUCCGUGCAGUCCCGGAGUCUACAUCCAUGCAUUAGUUAUUUUGUUAGCUUUGCACCAAUUAAUUUGAGGGAUAGAAUCUUCCCUCAGCUAGAGUAGCUCCGUCAUCCUUCUCCCCUAUCACUGAUCUUUACACUUUGGGGAAAUGUUUUUAUGUACUACCACCACCACCACCAACAACAACAAAAAAUGUUCUAUUUUGCACUCUUGAUUAAAUACUUCUACAGGUUGACUGACCUUCAACAAGAACAGAAAAAAAAUAAAGCGGAAAAAUCACUUAAGCGAAUCAGAUUGCGUGUUCGAGCAGAGUACUGCCACCAUGACACGAUUCUUAACGAAAACGUACUGUCUAUAAAGCAGGAUCCAUUGGAGAAGCAGUUUGAUCUUUUUAGCCAGUCCAACACUGUGCUGAAAUCCAGAGACCUUGGCUCCAUUAUCUGUGAUAUUAAGUUCUCUGAAUUGUCUUACCUGGAUGCCUUCUGGACGGACUACAUGAAUGGCUCCCUGCUGGAAGCUUUGAAAGGUGUUUUCAUCACAGACUCUCUGAAGGAAGCUGUAGGACAAGAGUCCAUUCAGCUUCUUGUUAAUGUAGAUGAAGAUGAUUAUGAAGAAGGUCGGAGAUUGUUGCUGGAGAAUUGUCCCCAGAGGUCAGAUUGAAUUCCUCUAAUGUAGGACCUGCAACAUGUUCUCAUCUGAGUUGAGAAGUAAUUUACUGUGUUAAGUGCCUGCUGGUCAUCAGGAAUACAAAGUAUAUAUAAACUGUUUUGGCUACUCCUCACUUGUCAGUCCUACAUUUCUAAAGAGUAGUUUGCUACUUGAAGAGUUAUGAGGGGUUGUUUUCUAAGGUGUUGUGAAUUGGCAAAAAGCUCCAAAGCAGAGACUGAUAUACACACGGUCCAUUCCUGUGCAAAAAAACAGGUCUGUUGCCAUGGGAUGUCAUAGGAAAUGAAGCCAGCAGAGUGCUAUCCAGGGAGCAUGAAGAAAUGUCAGAAAUAAUUUAUUACAGUGGGCAUAAUGGACUAUUGUUCUUGUUUUGAAGAGCUUAUUGCAUUUUCACAUUCCAAAGUAUGCAGGCAGUCUAACAUAGAUGGUACUGUCUGUGUAUUUUUUAUUUUUUUUUGUCAUUUCUCUAGACAAAGGGAAAGAUAUAAUUUUUUUUUUUUAUAUGUACACACAGUGUAAGCAAAAAAUUUGCCACGUUAAUUUGUAUAAAAAGAUUAGUAGUUUGUGGCACUUGGUCUGUAAAGACGUCCUUUAUUUAUUUUCCCUUUUAUUGGAAAGUUUAUUUUGGAAGUCUAGAAUUUAUGGUAAGCAAAGAAAUAUUAAAGUAAAAAUAAUAUAUGUAUAAAUGAAACCAUGAAAAUAAAAUAUGGUAGAGAGACAGUGAUAUAGAUUACUAUUGGCAGCUCCACAAUGAGGCACGGCCAUUUUUAAAGUAUACCUCUACCUCGUGGCUUUACUCCAGCUUCCUACUUGGACUGUAGCCACAAUGUAAGGAAUAUGGUAACUGAUGAGUGUUUGCCUAUAGUAGGGUUCUGUUAGUGUACACAGCGAAGGGAUACGUGUGUAGAGAACCAGUAUUCAACCUUUCAGUUCUUACACCUCAGUGGGCAUCAUAUGCCAACUGUCUAGUAUCUUAAUAGGGUUGAAUUUACAUUUAGUUUUUUUUACAUUUUUAUUUCAAUUUCCUCUGAUUUCUAUAGACAACUUAACUUAGCGUUUGGGUUGCUACCUUGUGGUGCUGGUUAGUAUUGACAAAAUGAUGCGCCAGUGGUUUCAAAGUACAAUGCAUAAGAGGGAGAUGCAGACUGUUUGUUCCAGUUCACCCAUUUGUUAAGGAGUGAUAUUUAGGAACCAUAUCCACCUGCACCAGGUAUUAUUUUGUUACCAAACGAUGUCAUCCCUUGGACUUGUAUGAAUUCAUGUUUGUAUUGGAUCCCAUCAAAAGGGAUAUUUUUACUAUGUAAAUAAGAAGCUUUCAGAGAAAGCUUUGUAAAAAAUUAAUUUUGUUACAAAAAUAUUUCUAAAUGUCACUUGUAAAAAAAAAAAGUAAUAAAGAUGUGUUCAGUCUUG